AUCUGGAAUUUUCUUGGUGGAGACAAGGCACUUGAAUACUUCACUGGGUAUCUUUUGGAGGAAUCUUUGUCUGUCGAUAACUUGUUUGUAUUUCUCCUUCUCUUCGAGUAUUUCAAAGUUCCUCAAUCACAACAAAAAAAAGUUUUAUCCUAUGGAAUAUGGGGCGCUAUCGUGAUGAGGGCUGGAUUCAUCUCAGCAGGUCUAGUUGCAAUCCAGCAGUUUCGUGGAGUUCUCUUGGUGUUUGCUGGACUUCUGAUGUAUUCUUCCUUCAAGAUGCUCACCGAUGCAACAGGAAAAGAAGAGGAAGGAGAUGAAGCAGAUAUCAGCGAGAACUCGAUCGUGAAGUUUGCGAGCAAACUUGUCCAAUCUACCCCGGAAUAUGACGGCGAUAGAUUUUUCACGCUUGUUGAUGGUGUGAAGAAAGCGACCCCAUUGUUCCUGGUUCUUCUCUGUGUCGAAUUCAGCGAUGUGAUGUUUGCGGUCGACUCGAUACCUGCUGUCUUUGGAGUCACCGAAGAUCCUCUUAUAGUGUUGACUUCCAAUAUCUUUGCAAUCAUGAGUUUGAGGGCAUUGUAUCAAGUACUGGCGCAGCUAGCCAAGGACUUGAAGUAUCUUGAGACUGCAGUUGGAGCUGUGCUGGGCUUUGUGGGUCUAAAGUUGGUUGGCGAGUAUUUCGGGUUUGAGCUUCCAGAGCAAGCUUCCCUGUCUGUCGUGAUCGGGCUCCUGGGCACUGGGGUGGGAGCAAGCAUCUACGAAAAGAGGCAGAAAUUCAAGUUGCUUGACCUGGACAACGAUGGUUUCCUCACCAAGGUUCCUCCUAGCCUGCCUUGUUGCACAAAUGUCUUAACGAACUUGCUUUUGCAGGAGGAGCUUGAAAAGAGCGGGUUGGAUGUAGAGGAGGUCAAGUGA
Guillardia theta CCMP2712 is the source of this 909-nucleotide messenger RNA. RefSeq lists its product as hypothetical. Gene Ontology annotation, cellular component: membrane. The annotation marks the transcript as partial. The record is from RefSeq and is a predicted model, not a curated record. The transcript has 13 exons. NCBI's taxonomy places the organism in Eukaryota, Cryptophyceae, Pyrenomonadales, Geminigeraceae.